AAAACAAUCCCCCUCUGGUUUGUUUUAGCGCAUAAAUCCGCAAUAACCAACUCUGAGUGUCGACUGGCUACAGCUGGCUAUUUAAAGAAGAAGAAAACCAGACUAUAAAUCGGUUGUAUUCACACAAAGUCACCACUUCCUCCUGGCUGCUUAACUUUUUGUUUUGUGGUUCAUUGGGAGAAAAUUACAUCCAAGUACCCUAACAGUAGCGUCGGUGCAGCUGUCCGGUCACAUGUCGUGCACACUGGUUGGUGUCUCUGGAGCCCGGGUCCCUCUGGAGGACGGACGAGCUGUGGUUCUGGGCCGGGGUCCGGACACCGGGGUCGCCGACAAGAAAUGCUCCAGGCACCAGGUGAAGUUGGUGGCUUGCUAUGCAGACCAGACUGUGGUUGUUACUCAGCUCGGUGCAAAUCCCAGUUUCCUGGAUGGUGACAAGCUGGGAAGGGGACAGUCUGGGAAAAUCACCCACGGAGGCACUCUGUACCUGGUCAACCAGGACCACCCGUUUACAGUGAAGUUUUCUCUGAGCUCUAACGGAACAGCCUCCAGCUCUGCACAGAGAGGGCUGAAAGCCACAGACAAAACAAAGGGAGGGAGUAACGGCAAAGAAAAAGAGGAACAGCUGAGUCCGACACCCAAGCGCAGCAUAAAGGAUUUCUUUCCUACUUCCCCCAUGAAGUCAUCUAAAAGGCGACGGGGCCCAGAGAAAGGUCCGUCUGAGGAGAAACGUCGAAAAAGAGACGAGGAAGCUACAGACAGAGAGAUGAAGGAAACAGAAGAGGACGAAGAGGAGAGAUUGGCUGAGGAAAAGCUCAAACAUCUGCAGGAGUUGGCUGAAAAAUCUGUGACAGAGGAAAGCAAGAGCACUGGAUCUGCAUCGUCUGCAAAGGCGUGUCUGAAGAGCAGCUGGCAGCAGACAGGGAACCUGAUGCUUUAUACUGCAGCUGGUGUCAAAGGGAGUGAUAAGAUUGCUGGGUUUGACAUUGACGGCUGUAUUAUCACCACCAAGUCCGGCAAAGUCUUUCCCACCGCUCCGGAUGACUGGAAGAUCCUCUACCCUGAGAUUCAGCCCAAACUGGCCGGCUUGCUCAAAAACGGAUACAAGGUGGUGUUCUUCACCAACCAGAUGGGCAUCGCUAAAGGUAAACUGAGACCAGAAGUGUUCAAGUCUAAAGUGGAGGACAUCCUCACCACGCUGCAGCUGCCUGUGCAGGUGUUUGUAGCGACUGGUCCGGGUAUAUACCGAAAACCAGUGAUGGGAAUGUGGAAUCACCUGUGUGAGAAGGCCAACGAUGGUGUGACUGUUGACAAGACUCAGAGUGUUUUUGUAGGAGAUGCUGCAGGAAGACCAGAGAACUGGGCUCCUGGGAAGAAGAAGAAGGAUUUCUCCUGCAGCGAUCGACUGUUUGCCUUGAACAUUGGGCUGCAGUUCCACACCCCAGAGGAGUAUUUUUUAGGCUGGAAGAGCGCCCCCUACAACUUGCCUGAAUUCGACCCUAGGAAGAUCGACUCCACUGCCAGGCUGUACGAUCCACCGUCCGCCUCUCUCACCUCCAGCAAGACGGAAGUCAUUGUUGCCGUGGGUUUCCCUGCAUCUGGUAAAUCUACUUUCUUCCACACCCACAUUGUUCCAAAGGGCUACGUCUACGUCAACAGGGACACUCUUGGUUCGUGGCAGAACUGCGUGUUGGCAUGCCAGCGUGCUCUGAAGGAGGGCCGCAGCGUCGCCAUAGACAACACCAACCCAGACCAGGAGUCUCGCAAACGAUAUGUGGACGUGGCGAAGGCAGCAGGAGUAACCUGCCGGUGCUUCCACUUCUCCGCCUCCAUGGAGCAGGCCAAACACAACAACAGAUUCCGUGAGAUGGUCCCAUCAGACACCAAACAUGCCAAGGUCAAUGACAUGGUUUUCUACGGCUACAGGAAAAACUUUGUGGCUCCUGCUCUCUCUGAAGGAUUCUCUGAGAUCCUCCAAAUCCACUUUGUUCCCAACUUCAAAGACAGCCAAUCAGAAACCUUGUUCAGGCAGUUUUCUGAGGGCUGACUGGAAACCUUUUGCUUUUUUUUUUGGCUAAGGAACAACACCGGUGACCUCCAGACCAAGUCAGCAGAUGCCAACAUGUUUUUUUGUUGUUGUUUGUUGUUUCAGCUGACACACUGUCUGCUGUAUUGGUUGAACUCUGUGUACCAUGGCUUUUUGGCAAACAGUAUGACUCAUUUCCUGUUCCUUCACAGCCUUGGCAGUUACAGUAACUAGACUUUCAACACACAAUUAGGUCCUUUAUUCAAACAGUUUUGCAGGAUAUCAUGCACAUGAAUGUACCGAUGUAGUUUUAUUCAGCAUGCAGGAAAAAAUAAGUGUAAAAAGCAAGUUGGAUAUCUUUUAUACUGUAUGUUACGUAUGAUUUAUUAACUGUUGCUGCACCACUGCUAUAAAAAUUGUCACUAAACUUGACAAUAAAGCUUUAGAAAUACA
Messenger RNA from Acanthochromis polyacanthus (spiny chromis), 2476 nucleotides. RefSeq names its product polynucleotide kinase 3'-phosphatase (gene pnkp). Gene Ontology annotation, molecular function: polynucleotide 3'-phosphatase activity; double-stranded DNA binding; protein binding. Gene Ontology annotation, biological process: DNA repair. The coding region runs from base 233 to 2044 and encodes 603 amino acids. The transcript has 17 exons. Lineage: Eukaryota; Metazoa; Chordata; Actinopteri; Pomacentridae. The record is from RefSeq and is a predicted model, not a curated record. Gene Ontology annotation, cellular component: nucleus.